ACAAAGGAUUCUGGGCAGGGUAGCGAGGAGUCAGGUUGGCUGAUCCAUCCCUAUGACUUCACUUUGCAGAGAACGAGGCGGAAGAGGAGUGACACUGCAGAUUCCCGAGGCCCUGCAGUGGGAUGCUGGCUCGGUGCUCGUGGCUGUGACCCGUGGCACAGGCUCGGGGCAGCCUCCCGCCGUGCCAGGCAAAUAGGAUAAAAGGACAGAGGAUCCCCCCCUAACAUUGUCACCAGCCACGUCCAUGGGCAAGGCCUUGGUCAGGUGCUUUUGAACUGAACUGGUGCCCGUAUCUCGAGCCCUGACUUUUGAGAAGAGCCGCGCGUUGUAAAGUAGACCCUCGCAGAUUCUAGGAUGUCCCGUUUCUGUCACUGGCUCCUCCUUGCGCCUGGACGCAAACCCCUAGCAUGCGCCAGGCUUUAGCGCCAACGCUGCCGGGGGAUGGAGCCAGUCCAGAAAGGGCCAGGUGAUGUGUCACCAAUCAGUAUGUCUCCCAUCAGUCAAUCUCAGUUCAUUCCACUCGGGGAAAUCCUUUGCUUGGCCAUCUCAGCAAUGAACUCGGCACGAAAACCAGUCACCCAAGAGGCCCUGAUGGAGCACCUGACCACGUGCUUCCCAGGCGUCCCCACCCCGAGCCAGGAGAUCCUGCGGCACACCCUGAACACGCUGGUGCGCGAGAGGAAGAUCUACCCGACCCCCGAGGGCUACUUCAUCGUGACCCCGCAGACGUACUUCAUCACCCCGUCCCUCAUAAGGACUAACAGCAAGUGGUACCACUUGGACGAGCGGAUACCCGACCGGUCUCAGUGCACCUCUCCCCAGCCCGGAACCAUCACGCCCUCUGCCUCAGGCUGCGUCAGGGAAAGGACCUUGCCCAGAAACCACUGCGACUCUUGCCACUGCUGCCGGGAGGACAUGCACAGCAUGCAUGCGUCCACCCUGCAGCGGAAGCCUGCCAAGGACUGCAAAGACCCGUACUGCCCGCCCUCCCUCUGCCAGUUGCCACCCACCGAGAAGAGCAAAAGUACUGUCAACUUCUCCUACAAGACGGAAACCCUCUCCAAGCCUAAAGACGGGGAAAAGCAGUCCAAGAAGUUUGGGCUCAAGCUCUUCCGGCUGAGUUUUAAGAAAGACAAGACCAAGCAGCUGGCCAAUUUCUCCGCCCAGUUCCCUCCCGAGGAGUGGCCCCUGCGAGACGAGGACACGCCCACGACCAUCCCCCGGGAGGUGGAGAUGGAGAUCAUCCGGCGCAUCAACCCCGACCUGACGGUGGAGAACGUCAUGAGGCACACGGCGCUGAUGAAGAAGCUGGAGGAGGAGAAGGCGCAUCGGAGCAAAGCGGGCUCCUCCGCCCAUCACAGCGGGAGGAGUAAAAAGAGCCGGACCCAUCGGAAGUCGCACGGCAAGUCGCGCUCACACAGCAAGACGCGCGCGUCUAAAGGAGACCCGUCGGACGGCUCUCACCUGGACGUCCCCGGGGAGCGGGAGUACGACUUCUGCGACCCCCUGACCAGGGUGCCCAGGGAGGGCUGCUUCAUCAUCGAGCACAAAGGCGAGAACUUCAUCAUGCACAGCAACCCCAGCGUGCUGGAGCCCCACUUCCCCAUGACGCCGGAGUGGGACGUGUCGGGGGAACUGGCCAAAAGGAGGACUGAGAUGCCCUUUCCCGAACCUUCCAGGGGCAGCUCCCACUCGAAAGUGCACCGAAGCCACAGCCAUACCCAGGACCGACGGUCCAGGAACGAGAGGUCCAGCAAAGCCAAGGAGAGGUCCAGGUCCAUGGACAAUUCCAAGGGUCCCCUGGGCGCGUCCUCUCUGGGGACGCCUGAUGACCUGGCCGAAGGCUGCAGCCAGGAGGACCCAACCCCCAUCCAGCCCUACAUUGACGACAGCACGCUAAGGCCCGCCCCGACGGCCGGUCAUCAAAGGGCUCACCUUCUGUCCCCGAGCUAUAAAGAGGUGUGUAUUCCGGAAAUAGUCGGCGGCAGCAAGGAGCCGUCCAGCGCGUGCGGCCUCCUGGAGCCAGGCAAACCCCCCGAGAGUUUGCCGUCCUUCGGUGACCUCAAUUCUUGUCCAACGAAAACAGCAACGGACGACUAUUUCCAGUGCAACACGUCCAGCGAGACGGUGCUCACGGCGCCAUCGCCUCUGGGAAAGAAUAAAGAGGACCAGGACCCUCUGGCCCUGGCCGAAGGGGUGAAGAAGCUGCCUCUGUCGGACAGGCAGACCCCGCUUUCCUCCAGGGAGCUGGGACACAAGGAGGAGUCGCCCACAGGGCCAGGCGGGGGCCCGGCUGCUCCGGGCGCAGCGGCGGAAGGGAUGGCCAAUGGACGCCUCAUCCAGCAUCACGGCACCGAGCCCAGCAGCCUGGACAAGAGGAAAGAGAUAUUCAGCAAAGACACACUGUUCAAACCUCUGCACAGCACCUUGUCUGUAAACAGCUACCACAAAUCCAGCCUGUCCCUCCUCAAAGCGCACCCGAAGGCACCUGCGGACACGCUGGCGGGCCGAUGCGAGAAGCUGGAGCCGUCCCUGGGCACCGCAGCCGCGCAGGUCCUGCCGGCCCUCCAGCGCCAACAGGAGCCCGGCGGCAACCAGGAAGCCUCUUUCGACUAUUACAACGUGUCUGAUGAUGACGACUCCGAGGAGGGGGCCAACAAGACCACAGAGGAGGAGAAAAACCGAGACGAUGUGGGCACCAUGCAGUGGCUCCUUGAAAGGGAGAAGGAGCGAGACCUGCAGAGGAAAUUUGAGAAGAACCUCACCCUCCUCGCCCCCAAAGACACAGACAGCAGCGGCCACCAGAGGACCACCCACUCGGCACGCCUGGACAGCAUGGACAGCAGCAGCAUCACGGUGGACAGUGGAUUCAACUCCCCACGGACUUGACACCAGUGUUUCUGCAGCUGUAGAGAGCGCCAAUCUGGACGGCACUCGGGAGAGCCUGGCCUCCAACACGUCGAGCAUUGUUGAAAGUAACCGUCGUCAGAACCCUACCUUGAGCCCGGCCCAUGGCGGCGCCGGCCCGGCCUUCAACUUCCGAGCAAGCACGGACCCCCCGACAAACGAAGCUGAGAAAUUACAGAAACCUUCCAACUGCUUGCAGGCUUCCGUGACGAGUGUGUGACCGUCGUCGGGCCUCCGAUCUCCAUCUCGUGCGACACGGCCAAGUUUACGACACUGGGACUGAUGUUUACAUCUUCGGAAAGACAAGCAUCUCAACCACAGUUUUGGUGUUUACUUAAACUGUGCUGCUAAGUAGGCUAGAGCAAAACACAAAAGUCUUUCUUUCAGAGUAUUGCUUUUUCUUCCCAUGUAUGGCUCUGUAGCAACAGAAUAGCAGUAGGGGUGAUAUGUACACUUUUGCUUCACUAAUUGUAACUGAGCACACAUAGGAAAGUCUAGACACUGUCAGUGUAAUCUGCAUUUCCAAUGUCAUGCCGUUGCCAAUGCCAUUUUCAAAUGCCACAGGUGCGUGUUGCUCCCAGUCUGUGGGCAGAUGGUGCCACAGAACUGCUUCUUGACACUUCCAAACAAACAAACAAAAACAACGAAGCCACCACAAAACGUCCAAUGCCAGGGCCCGCGGGGAGGGAGAUCCAUGCCAAACAGCCGAGGAGGGACCCAGCCCCCGGUGUGUGAAUCGCUUAGGCACCCGUCAUUUCCUCACUGUGAGUUUUCGUGGCUCGAGGUUGCAGGAGCCCGUGGAAGUGUGUCCGAAGGGGUCGGGAUGGAGGUCCUGGGAGUGCGUGUCGUCAGGAUUUUGUUUUUCAGUGUCACAGAUGCUUGUCUGAGUGUUCACCUUCCACAAUCACCAACAGGAAUAUAGGCCUUUGGAUCUGAAGUGGGUAGAAAGGCAGGAGCCCCCAGCCUGGCUGGGCUCGGCACUCCUGCUGGAAGAGGUAAUGCGGACUCGACUCCUAGAAGAGGUGUGAGUCGGAAUCUGUGAGGCUGGGAAAGGGAUGAUGAGCCUAUCUUACGAUAAUAGAUACGAUAAUUAGUUUGUUUAAAAGCAAAAUGUUCUUUGUGAUACAAAUGAAGAGUAUGGCCUGGGGAUGUUAUUCUUUCUAAUGGAAGGACAUAAAUCUAUUUUAUGUAGUUUUAAAUAGAAUGCCUAAAUUAGGCGGUGGGAGAUAAUUUUUAGUGGUUCUAGGAAAGAGCAGAGUUAGGGAGAGUUGAACUUCAGGCCUUUUAUUCCUGGGAAGAUGUCUAUAGAGAAAACUUUAAAAGUAGUUUUUGAUCAGAGGUAUACAUGUGCCCAUGUAACGAACAACGGAAUGUGCUCAUUCUGCAAAUGUGGUAUAAUUCUAACUUGUACUCCCCUUAAAAUUGACCAGAAAAACCAUUAUGCAUACAUGAACUAUGCCAGAGUGAUGUUUACAGAGACUGUGUAACCGAUUUCAGGAGGCAUGUUGAGGUGGAUGUGCGGCCAUCAGCCCAACUUACUUCGAGAUGGUUUGUUCACAUUUGGCUUUGGUUUACACUGUCACGUUGAAUGCAAAGAAGCCGGGCGGCGGCAGAGGGAUGACAAAUAGUCAAGCUUCAGCCUUCCGGGAAAGAGAUUUUCCCAGGGCCCUGCGAUUUAUUUUAUGGGAACAAUGGAAUCAAGCUGUAGGUAAUGGGAAAGUAUUUGCAAAAGGGUUACAGAUGACGCAAGUAAAUGGUCUGACCAAAAAAAAAAAAAAGAAAGUUUAUUUAGUUCCGUGGCAUGUGAUGUUUGGAGCCAUAAAAUACAUAUCCAAAAAUAAAUCCCAGAUCCAGCCAGCGGCCUGGCGUUGGUGAAGUGCCCCUGCCCCGGGUUAGGCUGCAUCUGCGGCCCGUUUAGGGGAUGCAGGCGCAUACGCGGCCGGACUGGUUCUUGCAACAUGUGGGCGCUCCCUUGCGCUUCUUCAGAUACUUGGAAGUUGCGCGGGGAACCGGACGCAUCUGGGCAGUGUAGGCUCCUUGUCUGUGCUUAGGGUGAAACCUAAGUACCUGCCUCGGUCAGCUCCCACACCACGAAAAGGCUCCCGUCAGUCGGCGUGCCAUGUCAUGCCUUAUUUCCUCCGAGGCAUGCCCGGAUGGCUCAGCAAGGCACUCUCUCUCCCCGCUUAACUAUGUCCAGAAGGAAGGAUAAUGUCUCUAAGAGACUCCAUUCCGAGUCCGUUUCCUUGGGGAGCUGUCUACCAUACAGUUACUAAAUUCUUCUGUCUAAAUUCCUCCUCCCCCACCCCCCCCCACCCAAAAACCCUGCUCUCAAGUGUUUACCAUACACUCAGUUCAUAAAUAACAUAACCAUUGAGACAGCCCACCAGCCUCCGGCUGAUCCUCUGAGAGUCGCCAUCAUCUGAGUCAAAGGCUGGAUGACCCAGAAAAGCAAGCAAGACCUUUAGAAGCUUUAAAAUAGGAAUUUAUCACUAUUUCGCAAGAAAUCGGUUUACAGAAAACAUUGUUCCAAUAAAAGUGUACACUUUCUGCCUGAUACUAUGGGGUAAUUAAAAAAAAACAAAAAACAACUCCCUUAGACCAGCAGCCAUGAGCGUAGAAACGAUGGACUUUAAAGGUGAUAUGAUGUCCCAGGUAGACGCAGCCCCGUCUGAUCUCUCCAGGCUUCCUAAAGGGGGGAGGGAGGGGCAGGAAGCACAUUACAGAUGUGACCCAGGAUGGUCCACAGCGAGGCUCUCGGGGACCAAGCUUCGAGGACACCCUUGUCCUCCGGGGAAAUGCUAGCUUUGUGUCCACGGCUGCGUAUAGAGGCUUCACUUAAGAGCUUGUCAUCCGAAAGGUUUACAGAAUCGAAUCCGGUUGAAUCUCUGUGUAGCGUUCAACGUUAAAGGGUCAACCCAUCUGUUGGCAUUUUGCACACUUAUGUAUUAUUAUGAUGCAGCAUAUUACUUUAUGGUAAUUUUUAUUUUUGCAUAUAACUACCUCCAUAAAUUUGAUGAAGCGGCAGCCGUGCGUUGGUGUGUAUCGGUCAGAAAAGCGGAGUUCAGGCCAUGGCGUGGUGUGUGUGUGUGUGUGUGUGUGUGUGUGUGUGUGUGUGUGUCGGCGAUCGCCUCCGUGGACUCAUGACUUUCUCAUCGCCAUGGUUUCCUUUCGCGGCAUUAUUUCACUUUCAGAUGUAAGCCUGUCUCCUCCCCUCCCCACCACAGCCCACUUGGUUUUGUGAUGAAUGGGAGGAAGUUUAAUUUUCUUGUCUCCCUGCCCCGCCCCCCAUUCUUGCUAAAAGUUCUCCCUGGCAAAGAGCCAAUUGGUAAACAUAACGUAGCAAGCGAUUUACUCCUAUAAAAAUCUGAGGUGAAUUCUAGGUUUUCAGUAACCGAAGACACACAAGAAAUGUGGACUGCGACUAGGGAGCACUUUGGUCCUCUCUGCCUUCACCACAUGCUGGCGUAUCGAGCCCAAACGUCCCUCCCGUGAGAAGAGCUGUGCUGUGUGCCCACAACUCCUGUUCCAUAGGUUGUAUUCCAUUUUAUAUAUUUGUACAUCUCAGGGGACCUAAUUAAGGGCGGGCACCAAAUACAGAAAGUGGAUUGGAGAGCUGAAAGGCGACUAGCUGGGUAAAGAUGGAAAAAAAAAAAAUGACCACUUCUCUGACUUCGGGAAGCAGACAUUUUUUUAAAAAGGGAAUCUGGGGUAACAAUGAGCCAAACACCAGCUGUUCCCAAGUCUCCCUUUCCCACAAGCCGGCCAGCAUUUCUAAAAUGCAAAUCUCAAUUCUGUUGCAGUCACCUCGGGGAGAAAAAAAACCCUCUUCGAUGACAACGAAAGCAUCGUUCCUUUUUUAGGCUGGCACAGCUUUCUCAAGUUCCACCCAGGAAAACCACUUCUCACCACAAAGUGUACUUGAAAAUAAGUUUCCAGUUCAAAUGGUAGGCCUAUCGCUCACCCUACUAUCGUGGCGAUGUUCUGGAAUGGCUCAGUGUAUGCCAUGGGCAGUAUUUUGGAGCUUGAUUAGAAUCCAACCCCGACCUGUAAUGACUGCACAUUCAUGUCGGGGUCUCAGUGCUUCCAAAGCGUGCGGGUUCACAGACAGCUCCCCACGCGGGUCCUCUGUGCCGUGCCCGUACUUGAAGCGAACACACGGAAGGAGUGACAGACGAGAUGACCCAGGACACAGUGGCAGCUAGAGAUGAUCUCUGUUCUAUCUGUUGGAUAGACCAUCCCGAGCAAUCACCCAACACAAUGCGAUUUUUUUUUCUGAUGUGUGCUAAUAAAGUCAAAGAAAAACGAAUACAACUUU
Messenger RNA from Myotis brandtii (Brandt's bat), 7222 nucleotides. RefSeq names its product storkhead box 2 (gene STOX2). NCBI's taxonomy places the organism in Eukaryota, Metazoa, Chordata, Mammalia, Chiroptera, Vespertilionidae. Gene Ontology annotation, molecular function: DNA-binding transcription activator activity, RNA polymerase II-specific; RNA polymerase II transcription regulatory region sequence-specific DNA binding. The record is from RefSeq and is a predicted model, not a curated record. Gene Ontology annotation, cellular component: cytoplasm; nucleus. The coding region runs from base 442 to 2889 and encodes 815 amino acids. Gene Ontology annotation, biological process: positive regulation of transcription by RNA polymerase II. The transcript has 6 exons.